This is a messenger RNA of Drepanopeziza brunnea f. sp. 'multigermtubi' MB_m1, 576 nucleotides long. RefSeq lists its product as uncharacterized. NCBI's taxonomy places the organism in Eukaryota, Fungi, Ascomycota, Leotiomycetes, Helotiales, Drepanopezizaceae. The record is from RefSeq and is a predicted model, not a curated record.
AUGUGUCACUACAGAAUCACCACGUACGAGAACUGCAAGGCCAUCAGGAAGCACCUGGUCGUCUGCGCGAACCAAGUCGAGCACUCCCACUUGCAGGUCGACAACCACCCGUGCGCCAACAUCACGUCCGCGCAGCGGGAGCUCGGGUUCACCACCUACUGUAACUGCAAGGUCGACGAGACCCAGUGCAAUCGAAUGGCUCGUCCGGCGUUCGGGGAGCGCAGAGGCAACACUGGCUACACCUGGGCCUUUGAGAAGGUACCUGCCCGUGCCACUGAGUGGGGGGGGAGCCGAGCUAGGAACGAGGGGGAGGGGACCUCGAGGGCUGCAUCUGAGAUGGGUUCCAGCCAUGGCGGCGGAGUUGGGGGUCUCCUUGGGCCUGGACGUCGGGGCGCGAUUGAUCUAGGAGGAUCGAGAGGCGCCCGCGCUAGGGACGAUGAUCAACCUAUGGGUAGCGGGGUCCUCACGGACAACGCGGGAAACGGGGCCAAGAAGAGGAAGACGAUGGGGGAUACCAGCGGUACCGUCGUCGACAAAGAGAAUGAGGUCGGCCAAGAUGUUGACAUGGGCUUGUAG